Molecule: messenger RNA, 919 nt
Organism: Zeugodacus cucurbitae (melon fly)
Lineage: Eukaryota; Metazoa; Arthropoda; Insecta; Diptera; Tephritidae
Gene: RpS3
Product: 40S ribosomal protein S3
Exons: 2
Coding region: 113-847 (244 amino acids)
Biological process (GO): positive regulation of apoptotic signaling pathway; translation
Cellular component (GO): nucleus; cytosolic small ribosomal subunit
Molecular function (GO): RNA binding; structural constituent of ribosome
Source: RefSeq, a predicted model, not a curated record
UGCAAUUUACUUAAUGAUAAUGCAGUGCGAUGUGACUGAAAUGUGGCUGGUAAAGCGGUGCGUCUUUCUUUCUGUUUGACCACGUUCCGUGCGAGACGUUUUUUAAUACAAAAUGAGCCUUAAUAUCUCGAAAAAACGCAAGUUCGUUGCCGAUGGCAUGUUCAAGGCUGAAUUGAACGAGUUCCUCACUCGUGAACUCGCCGAGGAUGGUUACUCUGGUGUGGAGGUCCGUGUUACCCCUGCCCGCACUGAAAUCAUCAUCAUGGCCACCAAAACACAACAAGUGUUGGGUGAGAAGGGUCGUCGUAUUCGUGAGCUGACCGCCAUGGUGCAAAAGCGUUUCAAUUUCGAACCUGGUCGUAUCGAAUUGUACGCCGAGAAGGUGGCCACUCGUGGUCUGUGCGCUAUUGCACAGGCUGAGUCUUUGCGUUAUAAGUUGACCGGAGGUUUGGCGGUGCGUCGUGCCUGUUACGGUGUAUUGCGUUUCAUCAUGGAAUCCGGUGCUAAGGGCUGCGAAGUCGUUGUGUCCGGCAAAUUGCGCGGUCAACGUGCCAAGUCAAUGAAAUUCGUUGAUGGUCUGAUGAUCCACUCUGGUGAUCCAUGCAACGAUUAUGUUGAAACAGCUACCCGUCACGUCUUGUUGCGUCAAGGUGUUUUGGGUAUUAAGGUGAAAAUUAUGUUGCCCUACGAUCCCAAGAACAAGAUCGGCCCCAAGAAGCCACUGCCCGACAAUGUGUCGGUUGUGGAACCAAAGGAGGAGAAGAUUUACGAAACCCCUGAGACAGAGUACAAAAUCCCACCACCCAAGCCAUCGGAUGAAUUUGGGGAAGUACCAAAAGUUUUGUAAAUUUUUAAUUUAAAAUAUAUGCUUUUAUAUAGAAAAGUAAAUGUGUGAAAAAAAAUAAAUGAAAAAAAUCAA